This is a messenger RNA of Cadophora gregata, 1332 nucleotides long. RefSeq lists its product as uncharacterized. The record is from RefSeq and is a predicted model, not a curated record. NCBI's taxonomy places the organism in Eukaryota, Fungi, Ascomycota, Leotiomycetes, Helotiales, Ploettnerulaceae. Gene Ontology annotation, molecular function: protein binding. The coding region runs from base 1 to 1332 and encodes 443 amino acids. The transcript has 3 exons.
AUGGAGAACCACUCCAAGACCCCACGACUCCUAGCAUCCACUGGCGAUACCUACAGCUGUACAAUAGCAGAAUCCGGGAUGCGGGAGCGCGAUCUGAGAAUUGGCACUCCGGAGCUCGACACUACGGGAACAAGCCUUGAUGAUGAAAUAGACUCAGAGGCCAAUUACUUCAAGAGUGCCCAAUGGACACCAGACGGAACCACUCUCUUAACAUCCAGCGCCGACAACACAAUCCGAACAUUCAUCCUCCCACCAACCCUCCUCGAAUCAUCCUCCCCACAGACACUCACGCCCUAUACAACGCACACCCUCCCUACACCGAUCAAUUGCCUCACACCAUACCCCUACUUCACUCUCUCUGACCCCUCCACAACUCUCUAUCUUUCCACCCCCUCUGCUCUUCCCAUCCGUCUCCUCAACGCCUUGAAUCCUCUCUCAACCCCCGCCGCAACAUACAACCUCAUCUCGCCCACAACAGAAGCCUACUACACACCCUCCUCGCUCCUCUGGUCCUCGCAGAACCACUUCCUAGCCGGCACUGACUGUCUAAUUGCCUUAUUCGACGUCUCCCGCUCGGGUGAAGGACCUGUCACACGCCUACCUACUAUCCCAUCUAAGCGGCACAAGAUGAAAGGCGGCGGCGUAGGUAUGCGCGGUAUCGUUUCUGCGAUGUCACAGCAGCCGAGCCCGGAGAAUGCUGACGUGGGGAUGCUGGCUGCUGGAACCUGGACGAGGUGGGUAGGGCUGUAUGAUUUGGGGGGAUUGGGAGGUACGGUUGCAACGUGGAGUGUUGCUGAAGCUGCGGAUAUUGAUGUGGGGAUUGGAGGGACAGGUAUAACGGACAUAAAGUGGAGUGCUUGCGGGAGGUAUCUGUUCGUGGUGGAGAGGAAAAGCAAGGGUGUGUUGGUGUACGAUGUUAGGGUUACGGGGAAGCUAGUCAGUUGGUUGGUAGGCAGAGAUGCAGGUACUAACCAGAGGAUUGGCGUGGACUUAUUUCCGAGCGAUAGUGGGACAGAAGUAUGGGCUGGAGGUGUGGAUGGUGUUGUGCGAGUUUGGGAAGGAGUCGGAAUGACAGAAGGACCGUUGGAGAGGAGUUGGGAAUUCAAGGCUCAUGAUGAUCCUGUAACAUCAACAGCUGUUCAUUCAUCUGGGACGGUAGUGGCAACCUGUUCAGGUCAGAGGUCAUCUCCAGGUCUCAGCAUUAGCGAAGAAGUCGAAGAAAAUGAUGGCAGCUCCGAUGACGAUUCAGACGAUCACGGAUCAAGUUCGGUCCAUUCGUCCCCCAGAGACCUUCACACACCAGACAAUAGCAUCAAAGUAUGGAGUUUGUGA